GGGCCUGGCGAGGCGGGGCCGGCGGGAGGCCGGCGGGCGGCGAGCCAGCUGGACGAGGCCCCGCCAUGGACCAGGACUACGAGCGACGCCUGCUGCGGCACAUUGUCACGCAGAAGGAGAACACCAUGCCCUGUGUCUCUGAGCUGCGGUGCACGCUGACGCCCUCCAACUCGCCGGUGUCCUCGCCCAGCAAGCACGGGGACCGCUUCAUCCCCUCGCGGGCUGGGGCCAACUGGAGCGUCAACUCCCACAGAAUCAACGAAAACGAGAAGUCUCCCAGCCAAAACCGGAAAGCCAAGGACGCCUCCUCGGACAGCGGCAAAGAUGGCCUGGCCUACUCGGCCCUGCUCAAGAACGAGCUGCUAGGUGACGGCAUCGAGAAGGUGCAGGACCCCCAGACCGAGGACCGCCGGCUGCAGCCCUCGACACCCGAGAGGAAGGGGCUGUUCACAUAUUCCCUCAGCACCAAGCGUGCGAGCCCCGAUGAUGGCAACGACGUCUCCCCCUACUCCUUGUCCCCCGUCAGCAACAAGAGCCAGAAGCUGCUGCGCUCGCCGUGGAAGCCAGCCCGGAAGAUCUCUAAGAUCCCUUUCAAGGUGCUGGACGCGCCCGAGCUGCAGGACGACUUCUACCUGAACUUGGUCGACUGGUCCUCGCUCAACGUGCUCAGCGUGGGCCUGGGCACCUGCGUCUACCUGUGGAGCGCGUGCACCAGCCAGGUGACCCGGCUGUGUGACCUCUCUGUGGAAGGCGACUCGGUGACCUCGGUGGGCUGGUCCGAGCGGGGGAACCUGGUGGCCGUGGGCACACACAAGGGCUUCGUGCAGAUCUGGGACGCGGCGGCCGGCAAGAAGCUGUCGGUGCUGGAGGGCCACACGGCGCGUGUGGGGGCGCUGGCCUGGAACGCCGAGCAGCUCUCGGCCGGCAGCCGUGACCGUGUCAUCCUGCAGCGGGACAUCCGUUCGCCACCGUUGCAGUCCGAGCGGCGGCUGCAGGGCCACCGGCAGGAGGUGUGCGGCCUCAAGUGGUCCACGGACCACCAGCUGCUGGUCGGGGGCAACGACAACAAGCUGCUGGUGUGGAACCACUCGAGCCUGGCGCCGGCGCAGCAGUACACGGAGCACCUGGCGGCGGUCAAGGCCAUCGCCUGGUCCCCGCACCAGCACGGGCUGCUGGCGUCGGGUGGCGGCACGGCCGACCGCUGCAUCCGCUUCUGGAACACGCUCACGGGCCAGCCGCUGCAGUGCAUCGACACGGGCUCGCAGGUGUGCAACCUGGCCUGGUCCAAGCACGCCAACGAGCUGGUGAGCACCCACGGCUACUCGCAGAACCAGAUCCUGGUGUGGAAGUACCCGUCGCUGACCCAGGUGGCCAAGCUGACCGGGCACUCCUACCGCGUCCUCUACCUGGCCAUGUCCCCCGAUGGGGAGGCCAUCCUCACUGGUGCUGGAGACGAGACGCUGCGCUUCUGGAAUGUCUUUAGCAAAACGCGCUCCACGAAGGAGUCCGUGUCUGUCCUCAACCUGUUCACCAGGAUCCGGUAAAGCCGGGACCUCCGCGCCCUCGGCCUGCGUGGCCCCGUGCUCCCCGCACGCGGCCCAGGACCGGCGGCGGCCGGGUGGGGGGAGCUGGCCCGGAGGGAGCCGGGGAGUCCGAUUAAACACCUGAUUGUGAGCCGCGGCCACCGUGUCUGGGGGGACUGGGGACCCUCGGACCACCGGGCACGGACCCCACGACCUCCGGCAUCCGCUCCCCGAAGCACACAGCCCAUCGCUCGAGGAGCAUCGGACCAAGUGCAGGACGCCAGCUGCCGUCGCGGCCGUAACCUUGAGGACUCGUGGUGUGGACUUGUCGCGGUGGCCAGAGUGCCCCCACGGGAACGGGCGCUGUGCGUGUGCUCCCUUGAGUUUGGGACCUAGCUGGGGUCUGUGGCUGGAAGCGGGGUCCUGGAGCCGAGCUGGCCGAUGAGGGCGACCGUGACCCUGACAGCCAGCGGGGCCACGUGGGCGGGGUGAGCCAGGGUGAGGAUGAUGGCUCUGCUGGGUGGGGGCGCCGAGCCCCAAGGAAGGAGGCGGCCAGAUGUGGGGUGUAGGGGACGAGAGCAAGUGGGGAGGGGCCGGGACCCCGGGACCUUCCUCCAGGCGAGGCGGGGACCGGGGUCACGGGCAGAGGAGCAGUGAAGGAUGGGCAGGGUGCGAGGGGGCUCAGGCCCCCCCCGGCCCGAGCAGGUAGGUGGGCGGGAGGAGGCUGGCCCGUUGUGUUUACAUAUCUCUGUGGUGAAAUACACUGACACAACACGC
Molecule: messenger RNA, 2300 nt
Organism: Ochotona curzoniae (black-lipped pika)
Lineage: Eukaryota; Metazoa; Chordata; Mammalia; Lagomorpha; Ochotonidae
Product: fizzy-related protein homolog
Biological process (GO): positive regulation of ubiquitin protein ligase activity; positive regulation of anaphase-promoting complex-dependent catabolic process; anaphase-promoting complex-dependent catabolic process
Cellular component (GO): anaphase-promoting complex
Molecular function (GO): ubiquitin ligase activator activity; protein binding; anaphase-promoting complex binding
Source: RefSeq, a predicted model, not a curated record